This is a messenger RNA of Fonsecaea monophora, 1956 nucleotides long. RefSeq lists its product as hypothetical. Bases 1 to 1956 code for a protein of 651 amino acids. The record is from RefSeq and is a predicted model, not a curated record. Lineage: Eukaryota; Fungi; Ascomycota; Eurotiomycetes; Chaetothyriales; Herpotrichiellaceae. The transcript has 2 exons. Gene Ontology annotation, molecular function: oxidoreductase activity; copper ion binding.
AUGCCAGGCGUUACACGAUACUAUGACUUCACCGUCUCGCGAGGGACGUAUGCCCCUGAUGGAGUGCAGCAAGCCAUGAUUGUUGUCAAUGGCCAAUAUCCAGGUCCUUUGAUUGAGGCAAACUGGGGUGACUGGAUCGAAGUCAAUGUUCACAACGAGAUUUGGGGUCCCGAAGAACCCACGUCGAUACACUGGCAUGGCCUGAACCAACCUGGAACUCCAUACUACGACGGAGUCGUCACUGUCUCCCAAUGCCCAAUCGUCCCCGGUGGAAAUUUGACCUACAAAUUCCGUGCUGACGAGUAUGGCACUUCCUGGUGGCACGCCCAUUACUCUGCACAGUACUCUGCAGGCGUCAAUGGGCCCAUCGUCGUUCACGGUCCCAACGACGCUGGCUACGAUGUUGACCUCUAUCCCAUCCUGGUAUCGGACUGGUUCCAUGACAGCUACGAGGACAUUGUCAACUUGGUCAUGUCGCCCAGCAGCUCCGGUCAACCCUUCCGACCGUUCUCCGACUCCAACCUCGUCGCAGGUGUCGGCCAAUAUCCUUGUGCCAAUGUCACCAACGGUGCCCCUUGCUCCGUCGUCCCCUACGCAUCAUGGGAAUUCGAAUCCGGCAAGACAUACCGGCUGCGGUUCGUCAAUACUGGCGCGUCGGCGUUCGAGACCAUUUCGAUCGACGGACACCAGCUGACUGUCAUCGCCAAUGACUUUGUCCCUGUUCAGCCUUACCAAACGCAGUUUGUCACCAUCGGUGUGGGUCAACGUGUCGAUGUUCUUGUUACUGCCAACCAGGCCCCAGGUACCUACUGGCUGCGGGCCUUCAACUCCCCCUGCGGAGACACGAACGGACCUAAUGGUCAAGGAAUCAUCUACUACAAGGGGUCUGAUCCCAGUGUCGUCCCCACAAGUACUGGUGCUCAACCGCCCAUCAAUUCAAACUGCCAGAACGACCCGCUGGCGAGCACGGUGCCCCAGUACGUCAUGCCCGUGGCCGAAGCAGACACCACCAUCACCAUCACCAUUGCUGGCGCCCCCGACGCCUCGGGAGUCUUCCACUGGACCAUGAACGGGGUGAGCUACGACGGAGAUCUCUCGAGCAGCCUGCUCUCGCAGGCGAUUGCGGGACAGACGGAGUUCGCACCACAGUACAAUGUGAUCAACACGGGCACCAACAGCACUGUGCGGAUCGUCAUCAUCAACACCACCCCGGCGCCGCACCCGAUGCACAUGCAUGGGCACGACUUCCAAGUCCUGGCCGAGGGCUUUGGCACCUGGGACGGCACGGUGACGAACCCGUCGAACCCGCAGCGGCGCGACGUGCACAUGCUCUGGGCGCAAGCGACGCCGGACAACCCGUCGUACAUUGUGAUCCAGUACACGCAGGACAACGCGGGCGUGUGGCCCCUGCACUGCCACAUCGCGUGGCACCUGUCGGCGGGCAUGGUGGUGAUGCUGCUGGAGCACCAGGAGCAGCUCACGUCGCUGCAGGUGCCCGAGACGGUCGCGCAGACCUGCCCGGCCUACCAGACCUGGUACGCGGCCAAUCCGGGCGUGGCGGUCGACGACGCCCUGCGCAAGCGCACGCUGGGCGAGAAGAUGGUCGACUACAUGAAGGGCGGUGUCGAGCACCUCCAGCACCUCGACAAGCACCGCAAGCGCGGCGUCCGUGGAUACCGCGGCUACGGCCACAACGCCACCGUCGAGGACUUCCCCAACCACGGCAAAUUCAAGGGCAACGCCACGCACCACGAUGGUGAUGGUUCCAGCGCCAGCCACUCGGCGAAGCACAGCGGAAGCGGUAGUGCCAGCGGCAGCGGCAGCAGCCACAGCGGCAAAGUCACGGCAACCCCAUCGUGGUCCACGCGGACGCAGACGACCGGGUCGGUAGGCAAGAAUCUCGCCCACGAGUCCAAGAGCAGCGGCAAGCCCGAGCGGAAGAGGGAUGAGGUGUAG